AUGGAACCAAAUGUUGGUGAUAAGGAUCUUGUUGAAGAGCCAAAAGAGGGAAUGUCAUUUUCCUCAGUUGAGGAAGUAAGGGCAUACUAUACUGAGUAUGCAAAACAAGUUGGUUUCGGAGUGACAAAGCGAAGUUCCAAAGUCGGAGAUGAUGGAAAAGUAAGAUAUUUCACCCUUGCUUGUGUCCGUCAAGGCACUUCUACGAGCACAUCGUCGAAUAUUCUUAAACCGAGACUGAUGGAACACAAUGGAUGUAAAGCAAAGAUCAAUGCGAUAUUGGGUUCUGAAGGUGAAUUUUGCUUGACCCAUGUUGUCCUUGAGCACACUCAUACUCUCAGUCCUAGAAAAGUAAGAUAUAUUAGAUGUCAUAAGAGAUUGGAUGAGCCAAUGAAGAGAAGAUUAGAAUACAAUGAUAUGGCUGGCAUUCAAUUGAGCAAGAACUACAAUUCUUGCGUCGUUGAGGCAGGAGGGUAUGAGAAUUUGACGUUUGGAGAAAGAGAUGCACGUAAUUACAUAUGUGAGGUUAGAUUACUUCGGCUUGGGUUAGGAGGAGCCGAAGCAUUACAAAACUACUUUGCUCGUAUGCAGGCACAAAAUGAUGGUUUCUAUUAUGUCAUGGACGUUGACAAUGAAACCAGACUACGCAAUGUAUUUUGGGCGGAUGCACGGAGUAGAGCUGCAUACGAGUCGUUUGGUGAUGUUAUAACUUUCGAUACGACGUACUUGACCAAUGCAUACAAAAUGCCAUUCGCUCCUUUUGUGGGCAUUAAUCAUCAUGGUCAAUCAAUUCUUUUUGGAUGUGGUUUGAUUUCUGGGGAGGACACAGAUACGUUUGUAUGGUUAUUUGAGUCGUGGCUUAAGUGCAUGAAUGGUUGCGCUCCAGAAGCCAUUAUAACAGACCAAGAUAAAGCUAUGCAAAAUGCAAUUGCUAAGGUGUUCCCUAAAUCUCGACACCGGUUUUGCUUGUGGCAUAUAAUGAAAAAAGUUUCCGAAAAAUUUGGAUCACACAGUCAAUAUGAUGGCAUCAAAAGUCAGCUACACAUGUGUGUUUAUGACACAUUGACUCCUGAUGAAUUUGAGUGCUGUUGGCUACAAUUUCUUGAUAAUUUUGAUCUACAUGAUAAUCCUUGGCUUGAAUGGCUAUAUUCUGAGCGUCAUCUUUGGGUGCCAACGUAUGUGAGGAACAAAUUUUGGGCAGGAAUGUCAAGUACCCAAAGAAGCGAGGGGAUGAAUGCAUUCUUCGAUGAUUAUGUAAAUUCAAAGACAACACUAAAAUAUUUUGUAGAUCAGUAUGAUAAUGCACUUAAGCACAAGAUUGAGAAUGAGCUUGCAGCUGACUUCAGUUCAUUUCACACACAAAUUCCGUGCAUAACUUUUUAUGGCAUUGAGCGGCAGUUCCAAGCAGUGUAUACAAAUGCAAAAUUUAAAGAAGUUCAAGAAGAAUUAAGAGGGUUGAUUUAUUGUUGCGCAUCAAUGAUUCGAAGUGAAAGAGGAAUGUUUACAUAUCAUGUGGCUGACGAGAUCCAAGUUAUGGAUGGGUUUAAGAAAAGUACAAAAUAUGUUGUUGAGUUUAACGAGGAAGAGUGUGAAGCGGGUUGCACAUGUCAGUUAUUUGCUUUUAAGGGAAUUUUGUGUAGACAUGUCAUCUGUAUGUUGACACUCCAUAACAAAGAAGAGCUACUUGCAAAAUACUUUCUUGAUAGGUGGAGGAAGGACAUGAAACGAGAUUACACGCUUGUCCGAAGUAGCCGCGAUAAUCUGAGUCAUAUUCCAAAUGCACACCGAAUUAAUAAAUUGAACAAUGCUUUUUACGAGAUUUCUUCAAUUGCAGGCACCUCAGAUGAAGGUUGUGCAAAAUUAAUGACUCAGUUAAGUAAGUUGAAAUUAGAGUGGGUUGACGUCCAGCCAGUAUGUGAUAAUCAUUCAAUUGAGUCAUUAAGAGUGACAAAAGGGUCUGAUAAAUUAAAAAGUCCUGUAGCUACACGUAGUAAAGGUAGGCCAAUUUCUAAGAGGAAACAGUCCACGGCUGAGAAGGCAGUGAAUAGGUUGAAAGCAAGGAAGACUCAACGAGCUCAGCAGAAUAGGCGCAUAAAUAGAAGAGCUGUAAGAGAUUUUGGCUCACCUAGCUUGGCGGAGCGUGACUUUCCUAUAGCCUCAACUGCUCAAUCGACUAUGGUUGAGAUAUUGCAUGAUGAGAGUGUUGUGAUUUUACAAUUUUGUGUAUAUGUUUUAGUUAAUUGGGAGAUGAAAGCAGCUAAAGGAAAGGAACUUUGA
Messenger RNA from Carya illinoinensis, 2274 nucleotides. RefSeq names its product protein FAR1-RELATED SEQUENCE 5-like. The coding region runs from base 1 to 2274 and encodes 757 amino acids. The record is from RefSeq and is a predicted model, not a curated record. NCBI's taxonomy places the organism in Eukaryota, Viridiplantae, Streptophyta, Magnoliopsida, Fagales, Juglandaceae. The transcript is spliced from 4 exons. Gene Ontology annotation, molecular function: zinc ion binding.